AUGUUCCAAGAGACGGAGCGAGUCAUCAUUAAACAAGCACAGCUUGAUUCCUUUUAUUUGGAGAUAAAAUGUCUACGUGAUGGUAAAGGACUCAACUCCAGUAGCCCACUCCUACCACUCUCACCUUACCUUGAUGAACAUGGCAUUCUUAGAAUAGGAGGCCGACUUAACAGAUCCAAGGAUCUCGCGAGCGGCGAGGUUAACCCCGUGAUCGUGCCCAAAGGACACCACAUUGCUACCUUGCUUAUCCAUCACUACCACAGCUCCGUUCAACAUCAGGGAAGAACAUUCACGGAAGGAGCACUGAGAGCAGCUGGCUUCUGGAUCAUUGGAGGGAAAAGGUUGAUCUCGUCCCUGUUGCGUAUCUGUGUCAAAUGCAAGAAACUAAGAGGAAAGGUCGAACAUCAGAAAAUGUCGGAUCUUCCACCUGACCGUAUGACCCCAAGUCCUCCCUUCACAUAUGUGGGAGUUGACGCAUUUGGGCCGUGGUCGGUGACCACACGACGCACUAGAGGUGGAGCGGCCAACUCUAAAAGAUGGGCAAUAAUGUUCUCUUGCCUUGUCGCCAGGGCAGUGCACGUCGAGGUGGUGGAAGAACUCUCUUCGGCCUCAUUCAUCAACUCGCUUAGGCGAUUCAUGGCACUUCGUGAACCAGUCAAGGUAUUCCGGUCGGACUGUGGCACAAACUUCGUCGGGGCAACAGGUGAACUAGGUAUGUGCACAGUAAACGUAGAGGAUAAUGACAUCCAGAGCUUUCUUCUCGAACACAGGGUUGUGUGGAAGUUCAACCCUCCCCACGCCUCUAACAUGGGAGGGGCCUGGGAGAGGAUGAUUGGCCUUGUCAGGAGGAUCUUAGACUCGAUGUUGCGCGAGGUUCAAGGGAAACCACUUACCCAUGACGUUUUGUGCACACUUAUGGCAGAAGUGUGUGCCAUCAUAAACAGCAGGCCUAUCACGCCUGUCUCAAGUGACCCUGAUUCACCAAGCAUACUGUCUCCGAACACGCUUCUAACUCAGAAAGUGAAGCAGGAUGUGGCGCCCUUUGAGGAACUCCAACUUCAGGAUAUGUAUAAAUCUCAGUGGAAGCAGGUGCAGGUGUUAGCCAAUCAGUUCUGGAAAAGGUGGAGGGGCCAGUACCUUCAGAAUCUUCAGUCACGGCCAAAAUGGAAGCAAGAACGCAAAAACCUCCAGGAAGGAGAUGUGGUUCUGUUGACGGAAUCCUGUGUCUCUCGCAACCAGUGGCCUGUCGGUCUUGUCGAGAAGAUAUUUCCUAGUUCAGACAGCCUAGUGAGGAAAGCAGCAGUUCGUGUGAUGCGAGACUCCGGACCAGCGACUUACUUCCGUCCAGUUACGCAAUUAGUGCUUUUGUGUUCAGAAUGA
Ylistrum balloti is the source of this 1380-nucleotide messenger RNA. RefSeq lists its product as uncharacterized. Bases 1 to 1380 code for a protein of 459 amino acids. The record is from RefSeq and is a predicted model, not a curated record. The transcript has a single exon. Gene Ontology annotation, biological process: DNA integration. NCBI's taxonomy places the organism in Eukaryota, Metazoa, Mollusca, Bivalvia, Pectinida, Pectinidae. Gene Ontology annotation, molecular function: nucleic acid binding.